AUGCCCACCACAAGGUUUAGAUUCAAAUCUGCAGACCGUGCCCAGCGACUGCGCCGUCAACGCAACGCCGAGCGAGAUGCCGAAACACUAGCGCGACUACGUCAACAUGAAUUAUCGGAUCGGAUUCGUCAACAAAACUCUCAUAAUCAGUAUAACCCAGCGGAUCAACCCGUUGAAAAUGCCAUGGACUACGACGCACCAUUUCCAGCUCACAAUGACGAAGCGGUAGAUCUAGCGGAUACCAUCGGCAGUCAUGAGUGGGUAGAUUUGGUCGAGGAACCACUGGAUGAAAUUGACCUAGCGAUGGCCUCAGAAAGGGAACGGCACCGUCACCAAGCCCGUAACUUCAACUGGAACGCUCUGCUCAAUCAACUUUAUCCUGAAUACAUGAAGCUGAAAGGUGCAACUCAAAAUUGGGCAGGGCCCAAUUGCUAUAACGACUUUCACCGCUGCACUUCCACCUACCAGAAUAAGACUCGUCGCUCUGUUGACUUUAUUGGCAUACAUGGCCAGGCUCGACAAACUUUCACUUUUUGUGAAUGCACCCUGGAUGCUGUUAAGCUCCUCCAGCUAGGAUACAUUGCAGCCUCGCCGGUCCAGCCACAAACAGCGUUUUCACUUCCACUUCUUAUAUUUCACAAUCACCUCUGGAAUCGCUGUCAUGUUGGUGCGCUCCCCUUCAUGGAAGCCCUUAACCAAUUCCUUGAACCCCGAUCUCAGAGAUUGUACGCUAAAAAAGGCACCCAUUGGGAAAACCAAAAAAACUUUUCAGUCAACCACAAUACGGCAGAGGAGGAUCGCAAGACCAGAUUGGUUGCCCUAUACAAGCGCCAAAGUGCACUUCAAGAAAUGCGAGUUCACCUGAGCUUGUUGCCACCCAAGCUGAUGGACUCUAUUUGCAACAACAUGGCGAUAGUCACAGCCGAGUUGGAUGAACUCACCCGAAGUGGUGCUUUCAAUGUUCCCGAUCCCGAAGAGCAAAGACUGCGUCUCCUCCUCUGGGAUGCGAAAUCAGAUCUAUACAUUCAAGCGGUCCAGCUACGUGCCGAGAGCCAGCCAUUGAGAGAUUCCCACAUUAUGGGUUCUCAUCUUGGAACCGAGGGCAAAGAGAGAAUAUUGAAGGCAAUGAAAAACCGUCGCCCAGCGGUAAAAAAACUGCUGGAUAAUUUCAACCAACAAUAUCAGAUGUUCAAACAAAAAUACCCGAAUCAGAUUUUAUCCGAUUCACAUCCUCAUCCUCUGACGUAUGAAGUUUUUUCAAAGUGGCCUUUGGACCACCAGUUUUGGAACAACAGCUUGUACUAUCAUUCUGAGGCACCUUGGUCGAUUGAUCCCGAUGUUCGGACUGGAAUCAGCUGUUUCUUGAUCCUCAACCGAGUUCAAGAAGAGUUUGAACUCAUUGCACAGGAAUUGGCUCGCGCAAUUGGUUGGGCAAUUGAUCAUCACAGUAUGUUGAAAAACAAGUUACAGUACAUUGCAACUCGUAUGCAGCUCUUGAAUGAUCACGCAGAAGUUACCCCAGAUCUAUUCACCGAUUUGGACAUGGCGAACACUACAUUGGCUGAAAAAUACAAGGUUGUUGGUGACGAAAUCCGGGUCCGACUUUCAGCGCAUGGGGUGUUGAUUAAAGAGUGGUCAGACAACAUUGUGUGGCUCUGGGAACGUUGCCAACCACUUAAUAAUCGGGACUGCAUCCUGCAGUGGCAUGGUUUGGUUGAAGAAGUCAAGCAGAACGACCCACCGGUGCUACCUGAUCUUUUGGACGCCUUUGAGGAGGAUAUAAUAGAUGUACACAUUGAUGACGGCGAGGACGUGGAGGAAGAACAGUUGAAUAACGAAGAGAAUUCUCAAGACUUCGAGGGUCAACUUGGCGAUGGAGCAAACGAGGUUGAGCUAGAGUUACUUGAAAAACCACGAUUCAUCCAUCCGGGCGUAGAUUUUCCCAGUCUCAGCCGUUUGCAAAAUACUCCAAUAUGCCCGGUGGCAAUGUAUCCGACGAGACCCACACGGUUCCAUUUCCCAUUGACCUCAGCUUCACCGGUCGUCCAUUGGCAACAGAGAUAUUCCCCGCUGGACCCCACCCUAGUGCCGAGUUUUCUGCUUCUAGCGGAGACACCUUACCGCCCCCUCUUCCGCUACGCGGUCUAUACCUUAACAACAAUAGCGGCAGUAGAUCAGUUCUAUCCGAUCAACCUCCAAAAAAAAACAAAGCGACAACGUAAACGUCGCACGACUUCUCCUUCCAAGCCCCUUUCCGCGGCCUCUCCAUCUAAUCUCCAAACUGCUUCCCAGCUAGCUAGCACAGUUAGAGGAGCACCUGCCGCUGGCGAGGUGGAAAACGACCCCAUACAGCCACCCAAGAAAAAGCGACGUUGUAUGCCGCCGGAAAUUGUUGCUCAAUUUGCUGAUGAGCCCCUCGACCGCCUCCGUAAGCGGGUUGAAGACAACGCCGAAUACGAGCGGCUCGCGGCAGAAGACAAAGCUGAGCUUGAUGAAGCAUAUCAGAACUACCAACGGGCUAUUCUGGUCAUUGCCGCAAAGAACAAGCUCCACGCGAAGCCGGUGAUGGACUACUUAGGAUUGGAAGGCCGUCUUAGAGGCCCAACCAAUUUUAACAACUUCUGUCGAUACGAUGAAGUUGCCAGCCCAAUCUACAGAAAUGGUUCAGUUCCGUAUAAGCACCGCAUGGUCCAGUGCGGUGAACUAUGGGGUCAGCUGGACAAGAAUUCAAAAAGGAAAUGGAAGGAUGAUGACUUCAUUGAUGCUGCCAUCCAGGCACUUGGUGCUGCUGGAGAAGACGAAUUGCUUGAAACUGAUGGGCCGGAUCGCCGACAGUUCCUUCCUCGGAAUAAGUUCAGCGUUUCUGCAUGGUCCAUGCAGGUGAAGAGAGAUUUAAGACAAUUGAGCCACUCGCAUCAAGUGGAAGGAUUCUUGGUUUUGGCCUCACGCGAUCCGGAUCACCCAUUUCUCACGACUGGCGGAAGUCUGAUGUCGGAAGAAUUCUUGGACAUAACUGCACAAGACUCCAGGCAGUGGAACUCGUUCUUCCGCUUUGUUAACGGGCAGCAGGCUAUCAAAGACAUCUCGGGCUGUUAUCCUUCCUUCCCUUCGCGAAAUAACAAGAGGAAACGAACUGAUACCACAAGCAAAGAAACUCCAGCUGGUAAGAUCGGUGAGAAACAGAAGUGCAUUGGAACCAAGGCGAUCAACAUCCCGGCAGUCCGAGAAAAAUUGAAGGACGCUCUUGCUAAAGCCACGCACGGACUCCACUUGAAGGGAUGGCCAGGGACCAAGACGGCUGAGGCGCUGCAAAAACUUGGUGUCACCCUGUCGGUGAAGACCAACGACUACUUUGUUACUGUGCAAGAUUUCUGCGCCCGCCCCUCCGAUAUGAGUGUUGAACAGUCACAUCGCAUACUUACUGGUUUUUCGAAAGGGUGGGUCAAGCUCACAGGUCCACCACCACCCGAAACUGAAAUUGGGGGUGUAACCACAGUAGGCUACACCCCAUCCGAUGAUGAACAGGGUGCUACCAUCAAAUCCAGCACCUCUCGGCUUUCUAGCAUUCAAGGCAAGGUUCACCGUCCAAUCAGAAAAACAUGUAAGCAACCUGCCUCGCGCGCCAAGUCCUGCAAGAGCCUCAGGGCUGGUUCAUCGGAAUCCGAUGAAUAUUCUGCCUCCGAAUCUUCCGUUCAAUCAGACAAGGAAUCUAGCGUCUCUGUUCACCCUCAAAGAUCACACCGGAGAAGAAAAAGUGUUCUUCCCAAUGAUUCCGAAGACGAAAAUCCAAACCAUUGUCAAUCAGAAGAGCAAGAUGAACAUACACAACAUAAGUCACAUGUCACAUUCCGCAUUGACAGUGAGAGCGAGGACAAUGAUGAUGAUUAG
Molecule: messenger RNA, 3888 nt
Organism: Puccinia triticina
Lineage: Eukaryota; Fungi; Basidiomycota; Pucciniomycetes; Pucciniales; Pucciniaceae
Exons: 12
Coding region: 1-3888 (1295 amino acids)
Source: RefSeq, a predicted model, not a curated record